AUGCUCAACAUGAAGGAGAUCAUGGAUGUUGCAACAAAGAUCGCCUGUUCUAUUCGCGCCAGAUCUCUUCAAAGACGGUUAUUUCGUGCACAUCUGGAGAAGGCUGACUGCGACCACUCUGAGUUGUUGCUGCACACUGACGAAGAUGCUGAGGUUGAAUCACUCGCAUCCAAAAUUGCAACACUAUUUCACCUGAACUUUUCUGGAGUGGAAGAGGAGAUUUUGACACUGCAAGCUGACAUUGAGCUGAAGUCCAGAGCUCAUGGACAGUUCUGGAACUUACUCACAGAGGUGAAGUACCCCAACAUCAGGAAAUGUGCUACCUCCUUGACUGCAUUAUUCGGCUCCACUUAUUUAUCAGAGGUCUCAGAGGUCCAGGCUCAGGUCUCAGAGGUCCAGGCUCAGGUCUCAGAGGGCCAGGCUCAGGUCUCAGAGGUCCAGGCUCAGGUCUCAGAGGUCCAGGCUCAGGCUCAGGUCUCAGAGGUCCAGGCUCAGGUCUCAGAGGUCCAGGCUCAGGUCUCAGAGGUCCAGGCUCAGGUCUCAGAGGUCCAAAAGCAGUCCACUCUGUAUGAAGCCGCUGCUCCAACUGUCCGUGAUCUCCAGAAAAACAACUCUCGUCUCAUGCAGGAAAUCGCACAACUGCAGAAACGCUUGUUGGGAGUCGAAGGGUCCAAAGUGGAAUUUCUGAGCAACGGCUCCGAAAAACAUGUGGUGUCCUGCAGGCCUGUGGUCAGUGUGCUCUCUCCUGAAGAUGGGAAACACAGCAUAGUGCAGGCGGCACAGCAGCUCUGUCGCUCUGUGGAAAACAAAGAGAGAAGCCCUAAAGACAUUAGUGUUGCCAUGUUGGACUCUCUGCUCAGAGAGUUCAAAAAUAUUCCGGACCCUGAUCUGGUUCUGAAGCUGGGUCCUGUCGACAGUACUCUGGGCUUCCUCCCGUGGCACAUUAGACUCACAGAGUUCAUGUAA
This is a messenger RNA of Knipowitschia caucasica, 966 nucleotides long. NCBI's taxonomy places the organism in Eukaryota, Metazoa, Chordata, Actinopteri, Gobiiformes, Gobiidae. The record is from the annotation of a GenBank genome assembly.